Messenger RNA from Linum trigynum, 590 nucleotides. The record is from the annotation of a GenBank genome assembly. Lineage: Eukaryota; Viridiplantae; Streptophyta; Magnoliopsida; Malpighiales; Linaceae.
CUAGAACAAGCAAGAGAGCUAGCUAGCCUAGAAGGAUAAAUCAGUGAGCGAAAAAAAAAAAGAGGUUUUUCUUGUUCCACUCUACCUUUUGAUCUUAGGGUUACGUUGGAAGAAAUGGAGAGCGGCAGAAAGGGUUUGAUGUUGAUGAUGGUGAUGGUUACUCUAGGGAUGAUGAUGAUGGUGGAAGGAGGAGGAGGACGACAAGUCUUUUUGAAUGGCAAUCACGUUACUGGUAACAACGAUGUUCAUCCUGCCUUUGAUCAGAAGUGCUACGAUGAUUGCUACGCCCAAUGCAAAUCCUCGUCGAGGAGUUGGUGCAUCGAGAAGUGCGUCGACAAAUGCACUCCUCCAAGCGCAGACCCUCAUGGAGUCGACGCCGCCAAGUCGAUUAAUUGAUUAGUGAUUUUCUUAUGAUUAUGAUUUUGCAUUAAUUUAAUUUUCUUGAUGAUCAGAUGGAGAAGAUUAUAAUAAUGAUAUGAUUAUUAUGCAUUAAUAAAUGAUUUAUCUAGUUUUCCCAAUUUUUUAGUGACGACAAACGCACGUCCCAAACCUGAGCUGCUAAUAGUAGUAAAUGAAAAAUCACUUGGGAC